Molecule: messenger RNA, 711 nt
Organism: Heterobasidion irregulare TC 32-1
Lineage: Eukaryota; Fungi; Basidiomycota; Agaricomycetes; Russulales; Bondarzewiaceae
Gene: hpox6
Product: heme peroxidase 6
Exons: 4
Coding region: 1-711 (236 amino acids)
Source: RefSeq, a predicted model, not a curated record
AUGCACAGCAACAAAGCUUGUGUGCGCACCGCCAAUCUCCAUGGGGUCCCAGCUCUUUUGAAAGUGCUGCGCCGAGCCUUUAUCAAUGGCCCCAUGAUCAACUUAGAAGAGCCUCUCUCAUAUAACGCCGACACGCCUGGACGGCCUUAUCUUGAAGACUUCCAACACAUGGUGUUGAGCGCAGCGAUGUACUUUGGAGGACGAAUCACGGUUGUUGUGAUCCCAAAGUUGCCAGACGACGAUACGACAGUCUCUAAAGACGAAAUCGCAGUGUCUGCCAUUUGGAUGCCCUCACAUCCGAAUUGGGCUCGGCCACCCUUUGACUCUUUUGCGCACAGGGCUUCUGAGGCUAUUGUGGAGAUUAGGAUGGACGGGAGCCCGGGUGCGCCGGAUCUUGCUUUUCAGCGCGUCAAUCUGAGAGCUCUCUGCUCUUCACUCUAUUCCGCGAUGCUUGGGGGCUGUCCUCACCCUGCUUCUAGCUCCGACGGAGAUGUUAGACUUCCUUGGCAUGUUUGUGAGCCUUACUUCUACUUCCUUAUCGGUGCUCAAUCUACGAUAGAUUCCUUCGCACAAUUCAUAGCAUUCUAUGUUGCCGCUUGCUCCUCCGCAUCCGUACCUCGGUGGCCGACCACAGAACUCGAUACUCCACCCAUGUCGACCACCUUCAUACAUCACACGUCUCGCAAGGCAUGGUAUUCGAGGCGGGCGUAA